AAGUGUGUUAAAUAUUUAACACAGAAAUUUUAACCGGCGUAUUUUUUAACAAGUAAACACAGAUUUUCCAAUAGUGUAUAAUGCAAUUAAUGCUGUAUCGUGUAUAUAUUCAAAAUUAUACUAAGCCUUACUAAAGAUUGAAAUACUUCGCGCUUCAGAAUUAUCGAGGAGGAAACGGUAGCUGCGAUGCAGGAGAUGCCGGAAUUGACGGAUGUGCCGAUCUGAUUCCUCGAUUCGAUCGACGGAACCGUCAAUUUCGUACACAUGUUCCCACCGAACUGCAUAUCCGUAGGUCUAACUGUCUGCUAAGAGCCCGUCCUAAGCAUCAUCUAUAAUCUUGUAACCUCGGAACUGUAUCGCGCGAUAAAAGGCGAGGUCGCGUUCCUAAACGGAAAAUGGAUUCACACCUUCAAAGGAGCAUGGGAUCGGCCGCAAUGAGCAUGGCGUACGUAGCGCGGGUUGCAGUAGAUUGCAUCCAAGUAGAUGGCCUCCAAGCCUGGGAUAUGGCGGUAGGAAUAGUGAUCGUUCGCGAAGCGGGUGGAACUAUUAUGGAGACGAAAGGUGGUGUCUACGACAUUAUGAAGCCGAAUACCAUUGCAGCGUCGAAUGAAAUCCUGCGUGAGAUGUCCAAAUUAAUCGUCGAAACUGACUUAAAUAUACAAAGAAAACAGCUUGAGAAUCAGAUGCAAUGUAAAAAACAGACAAAUCACGUUCAAUGAUUGAGAAGCUGAAUGUAAAGCAGAAGAAGGCGUGUCCUCUCAUGCGGGAGAAAACGUGUCUAUCACGUAACACAAGGAGAUUACUUAUAAAAACCAGUCUAAAGAAGUUUCCUACGAAAAAUCCUACUGACGCACUCGCAACAUGUAGUAUGAUAUCAAUCCGAUCGUGUUAAUGUAAAAGAUGUGUUAUGUCGUUUCCAUGUUGCGCAACGAAUAACAUGAUUUUUCCCAAUUUUCCUCUCGAUUGAGAAAUCUUUCUCUCGUCAUUGUUAUAAAUACACCUUACAAUAAUGAUAAAUUUAUCCAUCUGUCAAAAAUAUAUCGUCUGCAAAUAUAUUUCGCAUCAAAACAGUAUUUUUUUGCUCUCGACAUAUAAUUUUGUUUCUUCAAUAUAAUCUUAUAUAAAUGUUAAAAUUCACAACAAAUGUACAUUUACAUAAUUUACAGCAACAAUGUUCAAUGAACGUAAUGAAAUAUAUAAAUAUUAUUGUAUUCGUUCGCAAAUUAUAUGCUCUAUAAUGUAUAAAGCGCGAUAUCAAAUUAAGAAAGAUUAUUUUUUUAGUCUCACGUACAUACAUACACACACACACACGCGCGCGCGCGCACGCACCGUAAAUGUAUAAAUAAAAUUAUUUAUUUAAAAACUAGAAACAUACAUUGUGUAAGAGGCAAUGUUGAAUAAUUAUAUGUGUUACACAAAACUGUUUACUUUUAUUACAGAAAAAGAAGAAAACCGUAACGCAAAUAUGCGGACGCAAUUUUAUUGCAUUUCUGAAAUUUAUAUUUGCAUCCAUUUAAUGAUUCCAGUUUCUUACAAUUCGCAAAACAUAUAUAGAGAGAGUAAUAUUUUUUAAUUAUAAAUUAAAUAAUCAGUUAACUUAACAUUUAUCGAUCUAAUUAAUUAUGGGGCGGGGAGGCACCACAAUAUUAAAAAAUUAAAGUAAUUAUCUGAGGGCUUUUGCAUGUCCGUUCGUUUUGUAAGAUACUGAUAUUAGUAAAUAAGAUAAAAAGAUUAAUUAGCAAGAACGUUGAAAGAUUAUUGUCAACAAUCUUAUUAUUACACGUGAUAAAUAUUUAUGGCUGCUCGUCGGAUGUUAUAAAUUGCUUUACCAAUUCCUCCUUACAAUACAUACAGAUACAAUGCAUCUUCGAUUCGUAUGAUUGAUCUUUUAGAUCAACUGUCAUUUACUUAAUCCUCGAUUGCGCUCUUCGCAUUUUUUAAAUAAAUCGCGAUACUAUACGAAUAAACAAAAAAUCGUUAUAUAUGCCGUACGAUGCUCGUCAACAAAAAAAAGUUUUUCGCUGGAAAAAAGAGAGCAAUAUUUGUGCGAUAGAUUCUUUCCGGCACAAGCUUAUUUAAAUAUACAAUAUUAUGCAAAAUCGAUAAAAACAAAAUGUCAAAAUGUUUUACUAUUUACUACAGAGAGGAAGUAAAAGGUAUUAUUUGCAAAAGAGUGCGAUUAUUAGAAUAGAUAGACACUGACAAUCGCGCUGAUCAUUAGAGAAUAUUAAGUAUUUGCGCAACCAGCGUAAUUUGCAGACGGAAAAGCGGAUAAUUCAAUAAGCAACGAAUAUAGACAUUGUAACCGAAAACCGAAUAAUACCACUGAAAGAUAAUUAGGAUUAUAACGUAAUGAGCCCUGAUAAUAUCAGUGGAAAAUAUUGGUCAACGACGCUGUAUGUUAGAAGGAGAGACGCGUAAGGAAACUAAUAUAAUUGCAUAUCGACUCGAUUCUUCUCUCAACGUAAUUUCUAAGAGAUCUUUUGCUACCGUAAAUAUACAGUUACCGUUUUAAUCUCGGAAUGAAAUACUAAUUGAAAAAGUGUAAGCGUAAGCACAAGAAAUGUAAUAAAAAAUAUAUUUUGCAGAAUAUAAAUCUGAGCAAAAUAUCUAUGUUUUUUUCUAAUCCAUUGAGGAAUAUUUUAAGAAUUAAAUAAUAUAAUCAAGUAGACGCGUGGAAAUGUUUCACGCGAAAAAUAUUGCGGGGAUUACUAGUAGAGUUAUCACCGCGUUUUUAACGCGCAAGAUUUGCAUAUCUAAUUAUGAUUUUCAUAUUGCUAUUUAUUGUCGUGCCCGAGGCAACUGAUCACGCCCAUACAUACACAACACAGCUAUCUUAUCAUACGAAGAAGGGAAAAGGCAAUUAAGAGCCAGCACGGUAAUUUGUGCGCAUAUGUUUUAUUACAUAUCAAAUUACAUUGACAUUUUAAGUGAUAAUAGGCAUAAUCAUAAAAAGUGUACGUCUCGAUCCUUUUUUUAAGACGUGCAUGAAAUUUAAAACAUUAUUCAAUAAGUCAAAAAAUAGAGAAAUGAAUGUUCCCUCUAUAUCCGAGCAAUAUAUUGACAUUACGAAGAAUCUUAACGUCAGAUUGUCCUACUUUAGUCUCAAUAAAUUACAUAGUUACAUUAGAGUUCACAAAGACACUCUUCCUAAAGCCUCGCACAGCAAUGUCGAUUAUAAAAUUAAUUGCAGUAAUUGUAAUGUCUCAUACGUCGGUCAAACGGGCAGACAAGUUACGUACUACAAGGAUAUCCGAGCAUCGCAAUCAUAUUAGAUGGAAUGCGACGAAUCAUUGUUUUAAUCGAUCAUAGAUUAGAAUUUAAUUACGAUUUUGAUUAGGAUAGAGUCGAAAUUCUGGACAGUGAACCUUUGCUUCAGAAACGCUUAAUUUUUGAAAUGGUGUACAUUAAAAGGGAAAAAAAUAGCCUUAAUUUUUGCAAAUAGACAGAAUGUUUAUAUUAUAGUUAUACGGAUGUAAUUGAUAAAUUACCAAAACUUUGAAUGUCACGCCGUCUUAUUUAUAAACACCCCUCUGUAUUCAUAUUUACUUUAUGUACCGUGCGAUAUGAAGAGACUUGACAUUCUGUCUCUGAACGUUCGUAUGUAACAUUUGCCUUCUGUACAACAUGUGUGACUCAUUCAAAUUUAGUAUAUUCGUAUUGCCAAUUGCUCUUUUAAUGUAGUAUAUUUUAUCGGACAGUCUCUCUCUCUCUCUGUCUCGAAGGUCCAUUAUAUAACAUUUACCUUCUGACAACCAUGGAUGACUCAUUCUUGUUCUGCGUAUUAUUACUAUUGCAUUUCUGAUAUAAUAUAUUUCAUAUACUUUGUAAUUGCGCUGAAGACGGUCAAAAAAAAAGACGGAAACGUACGCUUUUUAUGAUUAUGCCUAUCAUCACUUAGUUAAAAUGUCAAUGUAAUUUGAUUGUAAUAAAAUAUAAUAUGCGCACAAAUUA
This is a messenger RNA of Formica exsecta, 3954 nucleotides long. Its product is annotated as inositol monophosphatase 1-like. Gene Ontology annotation, biological process: signal transduction; inositol metabolic process. The record is from RefSeq and is a predicted model, not a curated record. NCBI's taxonomy places the organism in Eukaryota, Metazoa, Arthropoda, Insecta, Hymenoptera, Formicidae. Gene Ontology annotation, molecular function: inositol monophosphate 1-phosphatase activity.